ACUCGCGCGUAGAACUAUGGCGUGUUGUGGCAGCCUGUUGAACUUCUCGUUUGACAGUUGGCGACGAGGCUAGCAAGCGGCGUAGAUUAUCUCGUAUGAAGAUUACGAUCAUUGAAAAAAGAUGUAACACGUUCUCACUGGAGAUAUGAAACGAUCAUGGACGUGGAGUGGGACGAAAUGAGUGAUGUCGUAACUAGCACAUUAAAGCCUACUAUUUGUAAUAAUAAAACGAAAGUAAAUGGUACGUCUGAGGUUAAAAGCAGAAAAGCAUGGGUAGCAAUACAAACCUCUCCAGACAUUUUUCAUUCAACCAAGGCCCGCGUGCAUUUCCACAUGAAAAAGGACAAAGUAUCGUUCUUUCCAUUGCCUCAGACUAUCAAAAGUAUGCAACAGUAAACUGUAAAAUUUUCCACAUGAAUAUUCUCUCUUUCUCUAGUUUUCAUUGUAUAGAUGUGGUCACACAUGAAGCAGACACACACAAUUUAGCAAAAUGUAAAUUAUGACUCUAUGAUAAAUGCCCAAUCACUAAAAAUAUACCAGUACUUUAUUUAUGAGUGACUAUUAUUUGUGUGGCUUUAGAAUGCUGUUUUGUGCAAUACUUAAUUUACUUCUGAGUCAAUUGCUAAAUCAUUCGUCAUAUGUAGCCUAUAAUGAAGAGAUAAAAGUUAAGAAAUAUGUGAUUGCAAUGAAAAUGUGAGACUGCCUUGAUGAUCUAUAUGAAGGUCAUGCCAUAUAAAUGCUGAAAAAGCAAGACAUGCAUAGCCAGAAUUGCUGCUGAGAUGAAUUUCAAUGAAUCUUCUAAGGAAUAUUGCCACUUCAAAGUUCCAGCCAACAUAUGCCAGGCAAGCAUUCCCAUGCUUUGAUGAGCCAGGCUUUAAGGCGAGGUUUUCUGUACGAAUUGUACGUCCUACUGAGGGCUACCAUGCUCUCUCCAACAUGAAUGUUGAGAGUGAACUGAAUGAUUCUCCAGAUACUGGUUUCACAACAGUCCAGUUUGCAGAGUCAGUUCCCAUGGUAACAUACCUUGCUUGCUUCAUUGUGAGUGACUUCCAGCGUCUAGCCCCUGUACCUAUACUGAAUGCAGAUGGCACUACAUUUCCAUUUAGUGUCUACUCAAGUCCUGCCCAAGUCAGCAAGACAGCAUUUGCACUGGAAGAUGGGGUUGCAAUUACAAAAUACUAUAUCAGCUACUUUGGCAUUGGCUACCCUCUGCCAAAGCUUGAUAUGGUUGCCAUUCCUGAUUAUGUGUCUGGAGCGACAGAGCAUUGGGGUGUCAUCACAUUCCGGGAAACUAACCUGUUGUAUGAUCAGACUAUCAGCUCUGUUUCUAACAAGCAGAGAGUUGCAACAGUCAUUGCCCAUGAGCUGGCACAUAUGUGGUUUGGAAACCUCAUGACAUUGAAAUGGUGGGAUGACUUGUGGCUGAAUGAAGGUUUUGCUACCUACAUAGAGUACAAGGGCGUCAAUGCAGCACAUUCUGAGUGGGGUAUGCUGGACCAGUUCCUUGUGGAUGACCUGCACCCUGUGUUUGUACUGGAUGCAACUCUGAGUUCACGUCCAAUUGUGAAGGAGGUCUCUACCCCUGAUCAGAUUACUGAAAUAUUUGAUGUUAUUUCUUAUAACAAGGGGGCAGCAGUCAUUCGCAUGCUGGAAGACUUCCUUGGAUCAGAAGCUUUCCGGCUAGGCAUCUCAGCUUUUCUGAAGAAGUAUGAGUUUGACAAUGCUGUGACAUCAGACCUUUGGACAGUACUUCAAGAGCAAGUGACUGAUGAUGGCAUUGAAGUAGCUUCAGUGAUGGACACAUGGACACGUCAAAUGGGCUACCCUGUAGUUGAAGUACUUCGUGGCUUAGAGUCAGGUUCACGUUUUCUCAGCCAGAAGAGAUUUCUCUCAAACCCCAAGGCUACCUACAAUGCUAGUGAUACUCCAUACGGAUAUAAGUGGGCAAUACCCAUCACUUACAUCACUUCAGACAAUCCUACGGAGACUAAGAGGGUGUGGUUGCAGCCAACAGAAAGACAAAAGAAACUGGAAAUUGGUAAUGCUACUUGGCUAAAGCUGAAUAGACAUGAAGUUGGCUACUAUAGAGUGAAUUAUGACUAUGAAGAUUGGAAUGCCCUUAUUUCAUUAUUGAAAACUAAUACUCGGUCACUGGAUACUGCUGAUAGAGCACAUUUGUUGGAUGAUGCCUUCAGUCUUGCAGCUGCAGGGCAACUCAGGUAUGAAACAGCCCUGGAGCUCACACGAUAUUUGAGCAAUGAGACAGAGUAUGUGCCAUGGGUUGUUGCUACCACACACUUCACCAAGAUGUUCCACCUGCUACAAGGAUCUGAUGAAGCCCAUGGCUUACUCAAGGUUUAUUUGCAGGAACAGAUAGAAGAUGUUUAUAAUUCUCUAGCUUGGAAUGUUAAUGACACUGAUGAGCAUCUACAGAGGAGACUGCGAAUAGUGGCUCUAGAGUUAGCAUGUCUAGCAGCACUGCCAGCGUGUCUACAACAGGUGCAGGAUGAAUUUGAUGGUUGGUUAGUCCAACCAGACUACAGACCCCAUCCUGAUCUGAGAACACUUGUGUACCAUUAUGGAAUGUCAGCAAAUGGGUCAUUUGAAAGCUGGGAACAGAUGUGGCAAUUAUAUGUUGCUGAGACAGAUGCACAGGAAAGAACAAAACUACUGUAUGGGCUUGCAGGGAUCCAAAAUGAGGAGGCAAUUCGCAGGUACCUCAACUACACAAAGGAUGAGAGCUUGAUAAGAUCACAGGACUUCUUUACAGUCAUUGGCUACAUUUCGGGCAAUCCUGUGGGCAGUCAAAUUAUUUGGGAUUUCUAUAGAAAUGAGUGGGAAUACUUAGUGGAGAGAUUCACACUGAACAAUAGAUACUUAGGCCAGUUAAUUCGGACUAUAACAAAGUACUUUAGUUCACAAGAAAAACUCGAUGAGAUGAAAGCAUUCUUCGAAAAGUAUCCAGAGGCUGGUGCUGGAACAGCAGCACGCAGUCAGGCACUUGAGACAGUUGAAGGAAAUAUACAGUGGCUUAGUAGCUAUCAUGACACAAUCAAAAUGUGGCUUUCUGUGAAACCAAUUCCAUCUUGAAAAAUAAAUGCUGACAGUCUACGGAGCUUUAAGUGCUACAGACAUUAUGUCUACCACAUACAACAACUUAAGUAGUUGUUUAACUUUUAUUUAACUAAAAAAAAAAUUCAAAUGAACCUUGUAAAAAAGAAAUGUGAUGUUACCUGCUGCAGAUGAAACACAGUGUGUAAUGUAAAUAUAUGAUGUUUCAUUUGUGACUAUUGUCAGAGAAGUGCAGAUUCAAAACAUUUUUCAUAUAUGUUUAAUGAUCAUACAGAUCAUGAAGACAUUUGAGAUGUAUCAAUAUCUUUGCAUCAGUGCUGCCUUCAGUGUUGUUAAAUAAUUCUGUAAAUAUUAUUGUACAUCAAUCAAUUUUUGUUGUGAUUAUAUUUUUAUAUAAGCAAGUUAAUACUGGCUUUGUUUAUUUACAGAAAUCGGUUUGCAAUACAUUAUUUGAGAUAGA
Messenger RNA from Schistocerca gregaria, 3532 nucleotides. RefSeq names its product glutamyl aminopeptidase-like. The transcript has 18 exons. Gene Ontology annotation, cellular component: cytoplasm. Gene Ontology annotation, molecular function: metalloaminopeptidase activity; zinc ion binding; peptide binding. Gene Ontology annotation, biological process: peptide catabolic process; proteolysis. The record is from RefSeq and is a predicted model, not a curated record. NCBI's taxonomy places the organism in Eukaryota, Metazoa, Arthropoda, Insecta, Orthoptera, Acrididae. The coding region runs from base 790 to 3090 and encodes 766 amino acids.